AGAAAAAAUGGCUCAAGCUGAUAGAAAAGCAGUUGUUAAAAAUGCUGAUAUGUCAGAAGAAAUGUAAUAAGAUGCAAUUGAUUGUGCAAAUUAAGCAUUGGAAAAAUUCAACAUCGAAAAAGAUAUAGCUGUAUACAAUAUUUUUAAUCUUAGGCAUUCAUCAAAAAAGAGUUUGACAAAAAAUAUAAUCCAACUUGGCAUUGUAUUGUUGGUAGAAACUUCGGUUCAUACGUCACACAUGAAACAAAGCAUUUCAUUUAUUUCUAUAUGGGAUAAGUUGCCAUUCUCCUCUUUAAAAGUGGAUGAAAAUAAUAUAUUCAUAUAUAAAACCAUAUAUGCAUGCCGUGUC
This is a messenger RNA of Paramecium octaurelia, 349 nucleotides long. The record is from the annotation of a GenBank genome assembly. Lineage: Eukaryota; Ciliophora; Oligohymenophorea; Peniculida; Parameciidae.